AUGGGACUUUCGCUCAAGCAGUUAGUCUACAUCUCCUUGGUCACCCCUAAAGCCCACACCACCUUUGGCCGCCACUCCUUGCAGUUCUCAGCUGCAAAUGACUGGAAUGAACUGCAAAAAAACCUGAAACUCAAAGCCCUUAUCCCACUAACUGCCUUUAAAGUACGUCUGUCAGAGCUCCUGUCCGAUUACUCUGAUGACAGUGCUGAAUGGAAGGAGACCAGAGAACCUCAGUCAGCUUUAAACUCGCUGAAACAUGAUUCAACAUGUAAGAAAUCAUUGAGGUGCUCUGAGUGUGGGAAAGUAUUUGGCACCAAGGCUCACCUGAAAAGACACAUGAGAACUCACACAGGAGAAAAACCUUUCAUCUGCUCAGUGUGUAGGAAAUCUUUUACACAGAGUGGAGAUUUACAGAGACACACGAGAAUCCACACAGGAGAGAAAACUUUCAGCUGCUCAGAGUGUGGGAGAAGAUUUGGCCAAAGGGGACAUCUGAAGAGACACAUGAGAACUCAUACAGGAGAAAAACCUUUCAGCUGCUCUGUUUGUGAUCAAAGACUUGGCUGCAAGACACAUCUGAAGACUCACAUGAGAAUCCACACAGGAGAAAAACCUUUCAGCUGCUCAAUCUGUAAGAAAUCUUUUACACAGAGAGGCCAUUUAAAAUCUCACAUGAACCAACACACAGGAGAGAAAACUUUCAGCUGCUCUGAGUGUGGAAAAAGAUUUAGUCAAAACUCAAAUCUGAAGAGUCACAUGAGAACUCAUACAGGAGAGAAACCUUUCAGCUGCUCAGUCUGUAAGAAAUCUUUUACACAGCGUAGCAAUUUAAAAUGUCACAUGAAACAACACACAGGAGAGGAACCGUCUACUUCCUGUGUUAGUGACAUCAGAGAGCAGCAGAAGUGGAGCUCCAGUGUGGACCAGGAGCAGCCAGAGAAUCUCAGCCAGGAGUGUAGCUCCAGUGUGGAUCAGGAUGGAAGUUUAAAAUAUCACAUGAAACAACACACAGGAGAGGAACCGUCUACUUCCUGUGUUAGUGACAUCAGAGAGCAGCAGAAGUGGAGCUCCAGUGGGGACCAGGAGCAGUCAGAGAAUCUCAGCCAGGUUGGAACUCUCUGA
Messenger RNA from Perca fluviatilis (European perch), 1122 nucleotides. Its product is annotated as gastrula zinc finger protein XlCGF17.1-like. Bases 1 to 1122 code for a protein of 373 amino acids. The transcript is spliced from 5 exons. Gene Ontology annotation, molecular function: DNA-binding transcription factor activity, RNA polymerase II-specific; RNA polymerase II cis-regulatory region sequence-specific DNA binding. Gene Ontology annotation, cellular component: nucleus. Lineage: Eukaryota; Metazoa; Chordata; Actinopteri; Perciformes; Percidae. The record is from RefSeq and is a predicted model, not a curated record. Gene Ontology annotation, biological process: regulation of transcription by RNA polymerase II.